Ailuropoda melanoleuca (giant panda) is the source of this 1662-nucleotide messenger RNA. RefSeq names its product GTPase IMAP family member 8. The annotation marks the transcript as partial. NCBI's taxonomy places the organism in Eukaryota, Metazoa, Chordata, Mammalia, Carnivora, Ursidae. The record is from RefSeq and is a predicted model, not a curated record. The transcript is spliced from 2 exons. Gene Ontology annotation, molecular function: GTP binding. Gene Ontology annotation, cellular component: endoplasmic reticulum.
GACCUGUCCACAUCUCUGUGUUCAGCUGCAAGAAGAGACUCUGAAUCUGCUCUUUUUCCCUCAGGGCGAGGGGAGUUGCAGCUUCAGGCCCCAGGAUGCGAGCCGAACCCUGGGCAGUCGGUCCUGAAGGUCCUGCUUGUGGGCAAGCGUGGAGCCGGGAAAAGUGCAGCCGGGAACAGCCUUCUGGGGAAGCGAGUCUUUGAGACCAAAUUCAGCGAAGAGUCAGUCCCUGGAUGUCAGAGCUUUCUGUCUGAUAGCAGAAUCUGGAGAGAGAGGAAAGUUGUGGUCAUUGAUACUCCAGAAAUCUCAUCUUCAAAGGGCGUUAAAGAGGAGCUCCAGAGACAUGAACUUGGAUGCCCCCACGCCUUCCUGCUGGUGACACCGCUGGGCUCCUUCACCAAGAAAGAUGAGGCGGUACUGGACACCAUCCGAGGCAGUUUUGGAGACAAAUUUGUGAAGUACCUGAUCAUUCUCUUCACCAGGAAAGAAGACCUAGGGGAUCAGGAUCUAGAGAUGUUCCUGAAAAACAGAUAUGAACAUCUCUACAAGCUCAUCAAGGUGUACAAACGCCCCUACUGUGCCUUCAACUACCGAAUCACGGGGGAAGAGGAACAACGCCAGGUGGACGAGCUCCUGGAAAUAGUUGUGAGCAUGGUGCAGCAGAAUGGCGGCAGGCCCUGCAGCUUCAGAGGGGAAGAGGGCCUGAGCAUUAUCCUGGUGGGGAGGAACGGCACUGGGAAGAGCGCCACGGGGAACACCAUCCUGGGGAACCCCGACUUCCGCUCUCAAUUCCAAGCACAGCCCGUCACCCAGACCUGCCAGAGCAGCAAGAGGAUGUGGCACGGGAGGCAGGUGGUGGUUGUGGAUACGCCCUCCUUCUGCCUGACGACCGGCGCAGAGGGGCAUCGGUUCCAGCUGGAGGAGGUCAGACGCUGUUUGUCCUGCUGUGAAGAAGGGAACAAGGUUCUGGUCCUGGUGUUCCAGCUGGGGCGGUUCACUGAGGAGGACAAAAGGGCAGUGAAGGACUUGGAGAGCAUCUUUGGAGAGGAAGUUUUGAAGUACACGAUCGUGCUGUUCACUCGGAAGGAAGACCUCGAGUCAGGGAGCUUGGAAGAGUACGUCAAGAAUACAGAUAACAAAACUCUGAAGAACAUCAUUAAAAAGUGUGGCGGGCGAGUCUGUGCUUUUAAUAACAGAGAAACGGGCCAAGCCAGGGAAAACCAGGCAGAAAGUCUUCUGACAUUGGCCGAGGACCUGAUAAAGCGCCAUGGAGAGCAGGGGUACCCCCACGAAUGGGAGAAAGUCUACAAAAUCACUAUAAAUUCCCAGGAAAAGCACAAGCCCACAAAUAUACUGAAGAAUAUAAAAGAGUUUUUAUUGUAGGCAGCUGACAUGCGUGGGGGUGUCUCUAAGGUAGAGACACCCUCACUUGGGGAUGGGGCGUGGUAGGACUAGUGGGAUGGGAGGAGGCUCCGGGACGUUGAGGCAGGCGUGGUGGGUGCGUGCAACGCUGGGGGCACUGCCUCAGCUCUUUGUGGCUAAGUGAAUCGUCAGGCCGGGCGAAGGGAUUGAUUCUAAAGGAGAAAGAAAAAAUUGGAUGGGGAAAUCUGGAAAGAAGCUUUAGAGACUGGGUGGUUUUGAGGGUCAGAAUUAAGUGGCGUG